UUAUUUGCUAAAAUUAUCCACCAGUUCUCGCGGUACUUUAUUAUCUACCGCCUCCAACCAUUCGCCGCCGUCGACUAGUCCUCGCGGUUUCUCUGUUUUCUGUCUUCAGUUCCGGCCGCCGACCCCACGUUUUCUCCGUUGAGGGGUAAGGAUUUGGUGGUUUUUGUGUGUUUUUCUUGGAUUAUCUUCAAUACCUACUAAAGUUUGGGGCUAGAUUUUAUUUAAUCCUAGAGAUUCAAGAUUUUAGAGUCCGGUACUGUCCCAAGUUCAAGUGCGUUUGGUGCGUUUUUUUGUUGUGUUCUUUGUUUGGAGUUUGAAAGAAGCCCUGUUUGAAAUUAAGUGCAGCUUUUGACCAAAGAUGUCUCGAAGAUCGACUAGGUUAGUGGAUAAGGCGAAUAAACAUUUUGAGAAAAUCACAAGUAGUGUAACUACAAAAUCAUCUAGAAGUAACAGAUAUGUUGUAUCUGAGGGAACCCUUAAAGCUCAUAGAAGGAGUCAAAAGCGGACACCAAAUAAUGAGGUUAAGCUAAAUGAAGUUAUGUUUUCUCCAUCUUUUGAGCAAUUAGAGGGAAAGAAGAGAAAGACAUACAAUAAGAGGUCAAUGGUCAAAAGAGCAACUGCUUCGAAGAAUCUUAAGCCGGAGGAGGGUAUCAACAAAAAAGGGAGUGGGAGGUUAAGAAAGAGGGUGUAUUAUCAAAAAGUGGUUUUUGAUGGUGGUGAAUUUGAGGUUGGGGACGAUGUUUAUGUGAGGAGGAGAGAAGAUGCAAGCUCUGAUGAUGAAGAUCCUGAAGUUGAGGAGUGUAGAGUGUGCUUUAAAUCUGGAAAUGCUAUAAUGAUCGAGUGUGAUGACUGUCUUGGUGGUUUUCAUUUGAAGUGUUUGAAGCCUCCAGUGAAGGUGAUCCCUGAGGGGGAUUGGAUUUGUGGGUUUUGUGAGGCUGCCAAAAUGGGCAAAGAGGUUCAAUUGCCAAAGCCUCCAGAGGGUAAAAAACGGGUUAGGACAAUGAGGGAGAAGCUUCUAGCAGGCGAUUUGUGGGCUGCUCACAUUGAAAGUAUAUGGAAAGAAGUAACGGGUAACUAUCACUGUAAGGUUAGAUGGUAUAUAAUCCCAGAAGAGACUGCAGCUGGAAGGCAACCGCAUAACUUGAAGAGAGAGCUUUAUUUAACUAAUGAUUUUGCAGAUAUUGAGAUGGAAUCGCUUCUUAGACUGUGUGAAGUCAUGAAUCCGAAAGAUUAUUAUAAAGCCAAGGAAGGGGAUGAUAUAUUUUUAUGUGAGUAUGAAUAUGACGUUCGUUGGCAUAGUUUUAAGAGGUUGGCUGAAAUUGAUAAAGAACAGGAUAGUGAAGCAGUUGAUAGUGACGCAGAGUGGAAGUUGGACCAGAAUGUAGACUCUGAUUCAGAUGGUGACCUGGAAUAUGAAGAAGAGAGAGCACAAAUUUUACUAUCUCGAAACUACUCAAGCUCAACCCAUGAAUUAGCUGCAAAUUCAAGGAAAGGACAAUUUUGUGGACUACAAAAGAUAGGAGCUAAGAAGAUCCCAAAGCAUACAAGAUGUCAUAAACAAACUGAAUUGGAAAGAGCAAAGGCAACCCUCAUGUUGGCGUCACUACCCAAGUCCCUACCGUGUAGAAAUAAAGAAAUUGAGGAGAUAACUACAUUUGUUGAAAGUGCUUUAUGUGAUGAUCAAUGCUUGGGUCGAUGCUUGUACAUCUAUGGUGUUCCAGGAACAGGUAAGACAAUGAGUGUGCUGUCGGUAAUGAGAAACUUGCGGGCUAAAGUUGAUACAGGAAAUCUAAGGCCUCAUUGCUUUGUGGAGGUUAAUGGUCUAAAGCUGGCAGCACCAGAAAAUAUAUACAGAGUUAUACAUGAAGCAUUAACUGGGCAUAGGGUUAAUUGGAAAAAGGCGCUUCAGUUGUUGACCAAACGUUUUUCAGACGUAAAUUGUUGCAGGGAUGAUGAGCGACCUUGCAUUCUGCUCAUUGAUGAACUUGAUCUUCUUGUAACAAGAAAUCAGUCAAUUCUAUACAACAUUCUCGAUUGGCCUACAAAGCCACAAGCCAAGUUGAUUGUGAUAGGAAUUGCAAAUACCAUGGACCUACCAGAGAAGUUGCUUCCUCGAAUUUCAAGCCGAAUGGGUAUUGAAAGGCUUUGUUUUGGCCCCUAUAACUAUCAGCAACUUCAAGAAAUUAUUUUGAGCCGGCUUGAAGGAAUCAAUGCAUUUGAGAAACAAGCUAUUGAAUUUGCAUCGAGAAAGGUAGCUGCUAUUUCAGGAGAUGCACGUCGUGCUUUGGAGAUAUGUAGGCGUGCAGCUGAAAUUACGGAUUAUCAUUUAAAGAAGCAUCAUAUGAAGCAGCUGAGUUUGAUUUCCAACACUGCGAAAACACAUGUUGGAAUAGCUGAGGUGGAAACAGCGAUCCAAGAAAUGUUUCAAGCACCUCAUAUGCAAGUUAUGAAGAGUUGUUCUAAGCAGAGCAAGAUCUUCUUGACAGCCAUGGUGCAUGACUAUUAUAAAACGGGGUUGGGUGAAGCAACCUUUGAAAAGCUUGCCAUGACUGUCUCAAAUCUUUGUACAAGCAAUGGAGAGGAAUUUCCUGGAUAUGAUGCUCUUCUGAAAGUUGGCUGUAGGCUUGGUGAGUGCAGAAUUAUUUUAUGUGAAUCAGGGGCUAAACACCGGUUGCAAAAGUUACAGCUUAAUGUUCCAAGUGAUGACGUCUCAUUUGCACUGAAAGAUAGUAAGGAUAUACCUUGGUUGGCUAAGUAUCUUUAAAUCUAUUUUAGCUGCUAAUCUGUAAAAAACAAUUUUGGUCAUGUAAUACAUCAGUUUCAGUUUCGCCCAUAUGAAGGUUUAAGUUACUACUUUUUUUACUUGCUCUUUAAUUUGUUCUUAUGGGAGUCCUGUUUUUUAGAAUAGUUACCAACAAUGGUUUCAAAUGUAUACUAGCUUUGAGCAAUGUACAACAUGAUUCCUGCUUUUUCAGAGCUCUUGUUUGGCAGCAUAGUCAAUGUCAGUAUCUUGGAAAGCAAAAAUUAGUUUGAGAAUUGUGAAAUCAUAUGAAGACUAAUACUUACCCAGAGGCUGUGCGAUGCAUCUGUUUAUGUAGUCUAGUGACAUGACAGUAAGACUAUAAUCAUUCAAUCACUGGCGGAUUUAGUAUAGGUGCAGGGGGCUCGAGCUCUCCCUCAACUCGAUCGUCUUUAUGUAAUAUAUAUAAAGAAAACUAUUUGAUUUUUGAUACUUGUACUUGUAGGUAGCUUAGUGGUUAUUCUAUUUAUCGGCUUCCUUCCAACCUAGGUUCGAAUCUUACAAUCCUUCGAUUUCCACCUAAGAAAUAAUAAUUCUACACUCUUUUCAAGUUUGUUAUUUUAUAUUUUAUGCACUUGGUUUUCAUAAUAAUUAUACACUCUUUUCAAGCUGGUGUAUGAGAAGGUAAGAGAGAGGCUUUUCAAGAUUUACAUACACAACAGGACUGCAGUUGAGAGUUUUGAUGUGUUUGUACAUGCUGGGGGAAUGAACAGAGCAUAUCAUGUGGAUUUCCUUGAACCAAUUUCAACUAGGCCCGGAUACAGCUGCAGGUGCUCCAGGAACGAAUGUUCUCUUGAAUGGUUUGGAAAUCUGUAAGCUGAGUUAAAAUGGGUAUCUUGCGUACAUUGACAGGUUUAAUGCCUUGGAGGAAUCGAAGGGAAACUCAGUCUCAAGUUCUCUGGAUAGGCAUUGGAGCAGGUUUAGCCUCUGUUGUUUUCUCAUCAUCUAUUUCUGCAGAAUCUAGAGAAGGAAUUUUACAAAGAACUUUUCUGGGUGGAGAGGGGGAUCUAGUCCUGGGGCCACUGUCACCAACACUUACGCCAGAGGGUCUGUGGGGGGAGGCCAAAGUGUGUUCGGGACCUUGCCAUCUAUCAGAGUUGGCAAAUGGUUUACAUUAGCAGAUAUUCUUGCAGCGACAGAUAACUUUGAUGAAGCUCUGAUGAUUGGAGUUGGGGGUUUUGGUAAGGUCUACAGAGGGGAGAUUGAUGAUGGUACUCUUGUGGCAAUCAAGAAGAGCAAACCCCCAGUCUCAGCAGGGACUUGCUGAGUUCGAAACUGAGAUUGAAAUGCUUUCUAAACUUAGGCAUAGACAUCUGGUGUCAAUGAUCGGCUAUUGCAAGGGAAAUGAUCUUGGUUUACGAAUAUAUGGCGAAUGGCACCCUUAGACAUGGAAGCAGAGAUUGGAAGUUUGCAUUGGUGCAGCCAGGGGACUCCAUUAUCUUCACACAGGAGCUGAGAGAGGAAUAAUCCACAGAGAUGUGAAGACGACCAACAUACUCUUGGAUGAAAAUUUUGUUGCAAAAAUGUCUGAUUUUGGUCUUUCAAAAACAGGUCCUUCUUUGGAUCACACUCAUGUUAGUACUGCAGUUAAGGGCAGCUUCGGCUACCUCGAUCUGGAGUACUUCAGGCGCCAGCAGCUGAGUGAAAAAUCUGAUGUUUAUUCUUUUGGUGUGGUAUUGUUAGAAGUUGUUUGUGCAAGAGCUGUUACAAACCCAACUUUGCCCAAGGAUCAGAUAAAUCUUGCAGAAUGGGCAAUGAAAUGGCAAUGAAAAAAGUUGUUGCACACCAUCAUAGACCCACAUCUUAAAGACAAAUAUUGUCCCGAAUCUCUAAAAACAUUUGGAGAAAUGGCAGAAAAAUGCCUUGCUGGUGAAGGGAAGAUUUGUCCAACAAUGAGCAAAGUUCUAUGGCACCUAGAAUAUUCUCUGCAACUCCAUGAUGCUUGGAUCUGCACUAAUGAUGCACAAAGUUCUUGCGCAGUAAACUCAGAAGGAGCAGAAGCUGAGGAACAGAGGCUAGAUCUUGAUGGGGAAGAGGAAUGCUCCAACAUGAAAACUUCAACUCCAACUGAUCACUCAUCCUAAUAGAUUUGGUUGCAUAACUAGUUCAUCAUCAAUUAAUGGGGAUUCAGCAAGCUGGGGUUCCUUUGCUAACAGAUGCAGUUGAGGAGCCUGUUUUUUUCAAUGCCGAGCAGUAUCAUGGCAUUUUACGACGCAGACUGUCCCGUGCAAAAGCUGAAUCAGAAAAUAAAGCUCUAAAGUCUAGGAAGCCAUACUUGCAUGAAUCUUGACAUCUGCACGCAUUGAGGGGAGCUAGAGGUUGUGGUGGACAGUUUCUCAAAUCAAAUGAAAAUGAAAAUCAUCAAAAUGAGGUGGCAUCAGGUGAUAAAAUGAGGUGAUCUUGCUUCUUCAGAGAACUGAUGUCUGAGGCAUUGUUGGUGAAUGGUGAACAGUGCAUUUCGACAAUUGUAAGGAAAUUGAGAUUGGCACAGUACAUAAUAAAGCUGAUGUUGCUGAAACUUUUAUGGGAUGCUUUGUAAUGGAAGGAAUGGAGAUGGAGUCGAGAGGAGGUCAGUUCUGGGUUCCUAUGGAAUGUACAAUAAGAUUAUACAUUCGUAGUGUUUGGCCUUGUUUUAGGAAGGAAAGGACUGUAGGCAAGUUGAUACAGCAUCUCAAUACCAGCUUCAAAAUUGCAGCAGAAAAUAGAAUCAACCUUCUAUGGCUGGAUAUUUUGAACUUGUAAAUAAGAAACAGUGAUUACUAAUACAGUAGUUCAACUGUUCUCACAACUUUCUCAACAUCUUUUGCUUAUUAAACGCUGCAGGAAACAUCCUGAACAUCUUUUGGUACUGGUGUGCUGA
Messenger RNA from Cucumis sativus (cucumber), 5660 nucleotides. Its product is annotated as origin of replication complex subunit 1B. Gene Ontology annotation, cellular component: nuclear origin of replication recognition complex. The record is from RefSeq and is a predicted model, not a curated record. NCBI's taxonomy places the organism in Eukaryota, Viridiplantae, Streptophyta, Magnoliopsida, Cucurbitales, Cucurbitaceae. The transcript is spliced from 4 exons. Gene Ontology annotation, biological process: DNA replication initiation; mitotic DNA replication checkpoint signaling. Gene Ontology annotation, molecular function: ATP binding; ATP hydrolysis activity; DNA replication origin binding. The coding region runs from base 359 to 2764 and encodes 801 amino acids.